AUGGACCGUGCAACUGAGCGCAAGGAAAUGGACACUUGCCUUAAACGUUUAAAACAGGAGUUGACCUCCAUGAAGGAGGCAGGAGAUGGUCUCCAGACUCAGAUGAACUCGAUGAUGGGAGCUCUGCAAGAGCUAAAACUCCUUAAAAUGCAAACUGCUCUGGAACAACUGCAGAUCUCUUGCAAAACUAGUCAGAAUCAGCACUUUCACCAAUCUCCUCACAUAUCCACAAGCUCAGAUAAAUUCCAGUUGGAGCAUAUCUCAAAGGAGUCCAGACCAAUGGAUACAAAAAAGUCAGAAAAGCCAAAGAAUAUCACUCGAGAAUCAAGUUUGUCUCACUUGGAAGUCAAACCCACUAUGUUUCUCACCAGCUCUCCAAUAAAAAAACAUAGCCUGGUACCACAUUACGUACCUAGGAGGCAUGAUCCCAGAGGAACCCACCACAGAGGAAGUCUUAGCAAUUCUGCAUCUUUCUCCAGCUGUGAGGAUGACAGCUUUUCUUCACGAGAUGGCAUUCGUAUGUGUGACACUCCAAGCGGUUUAGCCUCAAGAUCUUCAUUUGAGGAGCAUCCAGCUUCAUUCAACUCACCAACAAUAACUGAUCUCCAGGGGUUUAUGGAUACACUUUCACGCGAGGGUCCCUCGAUCGACAGUGAUUUUUCUCAGUAUGACACAGACGACUCCAGUGACUGGACAUCAUCUCUAAUGAGUAACAGCCGAAACAGGCAGCCCUUGGUACUUGGAGACAGUGUCUUAGCUGAUCUAGUUGGCAACUGGCUGGACUUACCUGAUAUGGAGAACCAGACAUCUGGUGAGGAGGAAAGUUCAGGAAGGCUUUCUGAAGCAUCCCAGCAUUCUUUGCGCCUGAGCUGCUCUCAGGAGUUCUGCAGGCGAAUUAAUCUGACAACCAGCAUUUUCAAAAAGGUCUUGCGCAGUGUGCGGCCAGAUCGGGAGAAACUGCUGAAGGAGAGAUCUGCAUGGCAAGAGGAUGAUGAGGAAACACUCUUUAAAAGAUCCAAAAAUAAAAAUAAAGGAUCUAAAACAAAAGGAGGCUUCUACAGACCGUUUUGGAUGAAAGGCAGUGGACUGAAAGGAAAAAACAGACCAAAGUCAGAAAAUGAAAGUUUAAAAGGACCCAUAUUUGAUUAUAACUCUGCAGUCUGGGUGUGA
Molecule: messenger RNA, 1170 nt
Organism: Trichomycterus rosablanca
Lineage: Eukaryota; Metazoa; Chordata; Actinopteri; Siluriformes; Trichomycteridae
Gene: inka2
Product: inka box actin regulator 2
Exons: 2
Coding region: 1-1170 (389 amino acids)
Cellular component (GO): nucleus
Molecular function (GO): protein kinase binding; protein serine/threonine kinase inhibitor activity
Source: RefSeq, a predicted model, not a curated record